This is a messenger RNA of Racocetra persica, 1099 nucleotides long. Lineage: Eukaryota; Fungi; Glomeromycota; Glomeromycetes; Diversisporales; Gigasporaceae. The record is from the annotation of a GenBank genome assembly.
GCAUAAUAGAGUUGGAAUUAUCGAUUUAAGUGGUUUACCUAAUUUAGAGAAUUUGUAUUGUUCGGGUAAUGAAUUAGAAGAACUUGAUUUAAGUGAAAAUACCAAGUUAAAAAACUUAGUUUGUGAUAAUAAUUUUUUUGAAAAGCUAGAUGUAAAGCAUUUAAGUAAAUUAGAGAGUUUGUAUUGUUUUAGGUGUGGUUUAGAGGAUUUAGAUUGUAGUGGUUUAAAUGAAUUAAAAGAAUUGUAUUGUGCCAAUAAUGUUCAUGAAGGUGAGGAGAUAAAUUACAGAUUAUCAAAAAUUUCCAUAGAAGGUUGCGACAAAUUGGAAAUUUUAGACUGUGCUGAAAAUAAUAUUGAAGAAUUAAACAUUAGCAAUCUUUCUAAAUUAAAACAAGUUUCUUGUAGGGAAAGCAAGUUAAUUUCCAUUAAUGCCAGUAAUUGCGUAAGUUUAGAAUAUUUGGAUUUUAGUAGCAACUUUUGUCUCCACACUUAUAACUAUGAUGGUGAAUUAAAGGAUGAGGAAAAUUGUUCGCUUGCCGUAGAGGAAGUAAUUUUAGAUAAUUGCCCCAAAUUAAGCAAGGUAUUUGCUAGUGAAAGUUUUGACUAUGAUUUAACAAAAUUACCUAAUUUAAAGAUAUUAAGAAUUGAUGACAAAGAAACUGACUUUGUAGCCCUCCGUAAUACCGAAAAAGUUGAACAAAUAUUAACUAAUCCCCAAGAUUAUUCGAUUGACCAAAUAAUUAAACUAGAAUUAUACGGAGUGUCUAGUGAAUUAAGGGAAAAAUUAAUUGCAUUAGUAAAACAAAAGUAUGAAGAUGAAAUAAGAAGAAAGUUUGAAACUCUUCCUCCAUUAGAAAAAGAUGAUUCACUAAAUGAAGACAAAGACCAAAUUAUUCUUGCCUUACAACAAAAAAAUGCCGAAUUAGAGACAAAAAUAAAAGCCCUAGAAACAGACAAAAAUAACCCUCAAAAAAUAGAAGAAAUUAGAAAUGAAAUUCUCAAUUCUGAACUUAGUGAAGAACAAAAACAGGAAUUAUUGAAACUUUUAGAAGAUAAGAAGAAAGUUUCUGAAAUCCAACCUAAACCAACUAAUUACUGA